This is a messenger RNA of Ylistrum balloti, 6010 nucleotides long. RefSeq names its product E3 ubiquitin-protein ligase UBR2-like. Lineage: Eukaryota; Metazoa; Mollusca; Bivalvia; Pectinida; Pectinidae. The transcript has 47 exons. Gene Ontology annotation, molecular function: zinc ion binding; ubiquitin protein ligase activity. Bases 43 to 5307 code for a protein of 1754 amino acids. The record is from RefSeq and is a predicted model, not a curated record. Gene Ontology annotation, cellular component: ubiquitin ligase complex; cytoplasm. Gene Ontology annotation, biological process: ubiquitin-dependent protein catabolic process via the N-end rule pathway; protein ubiquitination.
AGUCGGGCCUUUCGAAAUAGAAAAUAGAACAUAAAUGAUGGCAUGAUGGCACUGAAAUCAAAUGCUCCAACAAGAGCAUUCAUCCAACAAGUAUUAGUUAAGGAAUGGCUAGAUAGUUGCCACAAAGGGGAGCUUCUUGCUGCUUUAAAGCAGCAUUGGAAAUGCUAUGUACUGGUGGUUCUGGGUCAUGGUUAUGACCCUGCCAAAGAAGAUCGCUUGGCAGAAAAGUUUCUGUUUCGGCCUAUGGAAUUUUUCCUUUGUAAUGGUGACCCUGAAGUCAAGUUUAAGGAACUCAAGGAAAAAGAUUGCCCGUCCCAGUUCUGUGGUAAAGUGUUCAAGUAUGGGGAGCCCACAUACUCAUGCAGGGAUUGUGCCAAUGAUCCAACAUGUGUCCUAUGUAUAGACUGUUUCCAGAAAAGUGACCAUAAAAAACACAGAUACAAGAUGAGUACUUCUGGGGGAGGAGGGUACUGUGACUGUGGGGACAGUGAGGCAUGGAAGACAGCACCUUUCUGUAGUAACCACCAGGCUAAACAGCAUGAUACCUCACAGGAGAACCCCAUGGAGAGGCUGCCAGAUGAGCUAACAGACAGGGCAAGUGCCCUACUUAUGGCUGUGCUACGUUACACUAUGGAGAUGCUUACAUGGGAACAAUGUGACAACCUGCCUCCAGACCUCCAGCCUGAGGGAGAACUGGAGGACAGCUAUAUCACCAUGCUUUUCAACGAUGAAGUGCACACUUAUGAACAGGUGAUAGUCGCACUGCAGAGAGCUGUGGAUUGUACACAGAAAGAGGCAGUUGAGUUUGCUACGACUGUUGACAGAGAGGGAAGAAGUAAUGUGAGAAGUGGCAAUUUUUCUUCAUGUGAAAAAGCCCGUAACAUAAUUGAGCAUAACACGUCUCGUCAUGGUAACAAACCCCUUAAGGUACAGGUGAUGCACACCAUCGUGGUAGCCCAUCAGGCAUUUGCCUUGAAAAUCAUCCAGUGGUUGCAGACCAUCAUUGGAAAGUCAGAUGGCUUGCGUCAUUUAUUCUGUGUACUGAGCAUGCAGCCCCAGGAGGAUGGCCAGUCUAUCAUGGAGAAGUUACUCCUGAUUGACACACAACUGUGGAAGGUGGCAAGGGUGAACAACCACCAGCUCAUUAUGGCAGGUGUGUUGAUGGACCUGGAGUGUAAGAAACAGUUUGCCAUUCUCUUCACCAAGUGUUACAGACAAUUGAUGCGUGACUUUACGCGGGACGAUCAUGACCACGAUGUGUGUGUAGCCUCCCUCUCUGUGCAAAUCUUUACAGUAACCAGUCUGGCUCGGAUGCUGGUAACAGAAUACAACCUGCUCGACGUUAUUAUGCAGUCCUUCCUUAAGUGUUGUGAGGAAAAGAAAAAUAAUGAGGGAAAGCUGGCUUUUGACAGAGGUGACAGGAAUCAAGCUUUUAAGAGAGCCUGUUACAUGCUGUAUGAUAUGAAGUAUGCCCUCACCUGUAAACCAUCCGAUCACGAAUGGACUGACAAAUUAAGGGAGAAUUUCCUCAAAGGUUUGCGAUCAUUCCUGUCGCUCUUGAAGAUGAUGCAGGGUAUGGAUGCAGUCAUAAGACAGACUGGUACACAUCUGGAGUAUGAGCCAGAGUGGGAGGGGGCCUUUAACCUACAGCUAAAACAGGAUGAUAUCAUCGCAGAAUUCAUCAACUGGUGUGGCCAGGAUAAACUUACCCUGAUAGGUGCAUACAAGAUCACCAUGGAUAUUUUAUCUCAGUGUAAAGACAAACCAGCAACUGUGAAGCGUGAAUACAAAUCAGUGGCAGGAUUCAAGGCUAAGUGUGUGCGAUAUGAUGUGUCCGGUCAACAUGUGUCAAUACACCUCCCACUCACACGGUUCAUGGCAGGUCUCUGUCUACAUCUUGAGAAACAUGGCCUAAACUUCAACUCCCCAGAACUUGCUAUGGAUAGCUUGACCCCUGUUGACCUGAUAGAGCCACCCCUAAGAGUGCUGGUGAUGAUUGCGCAGACCCAGGCAAACAUGUGGCGUCGUAAUGGCUAUGGACUUCUCAACCAAAUAUUUUUCUACCAUAAUGUGAAGUGUAGGAGAGAGAUGUAUGACAAAGACAUUGUGAUGCUACAGGUGGGAGCCUCUGUGAUAGACAGCAAUGAAUUCUUGAUACAUUUAAUGAAUAAGUUUGGCCUGCUGGCCUGGGCCAGUCUGGAGUAUGAUGUACCAGGAAGUCAGGAAGACAUGAUCAAACAGACAGUGACUUUGGCUGAGGAAUUUCUGAACCUUCUUAUCAUUAUAAUAGGUGAACGGUAUGUGGAAGGAGUUGGUGAUGUGACAAGUGCAGACACGGUCCAGCGGGAGAUUAUCCACCAGCUGUGUAUUUCACCAAUGGCCCACAGCGAACUCUCCAAGGCUCUCCCAGAGGAUAGCAACCAUGAGACUGGUAUUGAACAGGUUAUCAACCUUGUUUCUACAUUCAAGAAGUCAGCAACAAACUCAUCAGGGCGAUUUGAACUGAAGAAAGAUUCCUACCAAGAAUAUAACAAGUAUUUCUACCACUACAGCCGGGCUGAGCAAUCAAAGUCAGAGGAGGCCCAGAUAGAGAGAAAGAAGCAUGAGAAUGAAGGUCAAGCUCUUCCACCACCAAACCCUAAAAAAUUCAAGCAGAACUUUCAGCCAAUCACCAACCUCCUUCAGUGUGACAUGAUGCUGUAUCUGAUGCACCUUCUACUACAGCGGACAGCAGCAAAGCGCUCAAGGUCAUGGUCUGAAGGACAGCUUGACAGAAUUUUGCAUAUUAUUGGUCUAGCCUUAUUGGAACAGAGGAGAGCUACAAACGAGGGAGACCACUCCUUUGACUUCCUGUCCAAAGCCAUCAAUGAUGACAGAAACAUAAUGAGCAUAAUGGAAGGUCUAGUUGGUAAUGCCAAUCUGACCCACGAGUCAACCAAGGAUCUCCUUACAUGGACGCUUAAGCUGUUUUUGGAAGUUCGUAAAUUGAAGAAUGAUCCUGUCAGCAUGGACACAUUGGAUCAACUGUCUAGCUCUACAAACCGAAAUCAUGAUGAAACGAAAAAACUCAAAGCCAAGAUGGCAGCCAAACGACGUGCAAAAAUCAUGGCACAGAUGUCAACAAUGCAGAAAAAUUUUAUUAAGGAAAAUGCUGAGUUAUUCCAAAGUGCUGAUUCUGAACUUAGUAGGACUUCAUCUGAUAUGGACAUCAGUGAACUACAAAGUGGUGGCUUCCCUGUGGCCCUUGGCAGAAACAGGAGUAAGGUGGCCAGCCCUGUUCCUUGUAAGGGCAUGUGUAUACUGUGUCAAGAGGAGCAGGAAGUCAAACACAGUGGUCGAGCAAUGGUCCUUGCCGCAUUUGUACAGAGGUCAACAGUACUAUCACAAUGUCGGAGGAAGUUUCCAUCAAAAGAUGAUGACGACCAUGACUAUCUUUUUAGUCCUUCUGAUCUCACCUCAGGCACUUACACCAGUUCCUGUGGCCAUGUAAUGCAUUUUGAUUGUUGGCAAAGGUUUUUUGACGCAGUAGUAAUGAGAGAGCGACGGCGGCCCAUUCGGUUUCGUUCUAAUCUCAGUUAUAAUAUAGAACAGAAUGAGUUUCUAUGCCCAUUGUGUGAAAGUAUAAGCAAUACUGUGAUACCUGUUGUUCCUUCUCUUCCUUCUCUCGUCCCAGACAGCAAUAAAGAUGAUGCAAACCUGACAUUCAAUGAUUGGCUGGAUGGUCUACAUAAAUCUGUACAAAGUAGCAGAAAGGAAACAGACAUCAAGGAGGCCAAAGACACUGUCGCCUAUGAGUUUGAGCCAUCUCCUUUGAAUGCAAUUACCAAGAUGAUGGCUGAGAGUGUAGCUAGCAACUUCAGACUUCUGUGGCAGUCAUUUCAAAAUGACAGCACUCUAUUUGCUCAAAGUUUGACUGACAUGGUGAAGAAGUUUGGCAGAGAUGUUUAUUCUUUUGGUUUGAAUGUGGAACCUGAUGAUGGUAAUGUGAGAGUACCUUUCAUGGCCUGGUCAACCUGUGUCUUCACUUUACAAUCUAUUGAACAACAGCUGAAGGUGGAGGAGAAGCCAUUAUUUGGGGCAAUGUCCUCACGCCAAUCUGACUGCCUCUCUGCUCUUAUCAAGUUUGCCUGUAUCUUCAAUCUGGUGAUCCCCCAGAACCUUAUCAAGCAGCACUGUCUACGACUCCUGUCUGCCCUAAUGCCUGAGGCUAACAGGACGAGGAAGGAUGGCCAGAGUAUACUGGACAUUGACAUGUUUGGCUACUUGCUGACCUUGACUGUGACCCUGCCUUCACUAUAUACAGACUGUCAGGCUCCCUCUAUGGGAACUCUACCUACAGGAGGGCUAGGGGAUCACCAUGCCCUUAAGCUGGUGCUUACAGCUCACAUUGUCCAGAUCAUGCUUACCUGUGAUAUACCCUCUCAAGGAAUGAUGGAGAUAGAAGCUGACAAUGAAGGAGAAGCCUUACUCAGAAUCUACACCUUCAUCAGAAAGGAGGCCAAGAUGGAAGGAGAGUCAGAGAAUCCAGUACAGCCUUGGCAGUUAAGCCAAUACCUUAGGAAAGCAUGUCUACCAUUCCUGCGGUGUGCUGCCCUUCUGUAUCGACAGAUCACAGAGGUUCCAGCUCCCCGUAGUCUUCAAGAGUUGAAUGAUGAUGAGUUUGAGCCACUAUGUCGUUAUCUAGCUCUUCCUCCCCAACUGUCCACGCUGUUUGAAAGUCAGGGAGACAUCAUCACCAGUCUAGUCCAACAGUGGUGCCACAAUGACAAUAUUGGCAGUCAGAUGAUGACAGCCAGCAGUGAGAAGAUCAUCAGUUACCCACGUAGAGUCAAUCGGCUGGUUACUCUGCCAGAGGAUUAUAGUGAACUCAUCAAUGAAGUCUCAUCUUUCACUUGUCCUAAGUCAGAUGGUGAUGAAAGUCGAGCCCCCACCAUGUGCCUGGUGUGCGGUAAGAUGCUGUGUUCUCAGAGCUACUGUUGUCAGGCUGAUGUGGAUGGAACGACUUGCGGAGCUGCCACAGAACACACAGUAUCUUGUGGUGCUGGUAUUGGAAUAUUUCUCAGGGUGAGGGAAUGUCAGAUAUUACUUCUGGCAGGCAAAUCCAAAGGUUGUUUUGUGCCUCCUCCGUACCUAGAUGUUUACGGUGAAACAGAUCAGGGUCUGAGGCGAGGGAAUCCGCUGACUCUAUGCCAGACAAGUUAUAAGGCUCUGGAGAAACUCUGGUUCACACACUCCAUCCCACAGACUAUUGCUCAUAAUCUGGAGUCUCACAGCAACCUCCUCACCAUUGACUGGCAGCAUCUAUGACGGCUGUGAUUUAUUUUAUUGGAUUGUUUCUUGUUCUUCUCCAAUCUACUGCUCAGGAGUGUAUGGGUGACUUACCACUGGCAACCUGUGAUCAGAUUGAUGUAUUGGGUAGUGGAACUUCACAACUGCUGUGGAAACUUGGAGACCUGUUACCCUUUUGGGAUGUUUGACAUCUGAUAACUUAUACCUGCAUUUCGAAAAUUGAAUAUCUGAUUUUCUGUCUAUUGAUAUUUCAUUAUUUUUCUACCUCUAAUUAAUUGGACAACCUUUAUGUUUCAUGUUACAUAUUAGUGCUAUUAAGUGCUACAACACAGGGUAAUCACUGUCUUGAAAUUGAAUAGUGUAUUCACAGUGUAAUGCUGUAUAACACGUUAAUUUCACCACAUGAUGUCAAUAAUUUCGCCGUUGAGUAGAAACUAAAAGAAUUGAGUAUCUUUUUCUGAAUUAAAAUUCAUCAGUUCAAUAUUUGCCAUGUGAUGUAUGGCAAAACAGUGGAAAGUAGGCACUGACAUAAUAGAACACUUGAUACAGUAAUUGAAUAGUUAAGUCAGUCUUUGUAAACAGAUCAAGGAGAUAAGGGUGGUUUUUGUGGACAGGUGGUCUUAUAUUAGUUCAAUUACUGUGUACUGUAUUCCUUGGGAACCACAGGACAGUGGCCUUUAUAGAAAGGUAUUUGUUAUAAUACAGGUGUUCAUAAAAACAA